Molecule: messenger RNA, 565 nt
Organism: Neolamprologus brichardi
Lineage: Eukaryota; Metazoa; Chordata; Actinopteri; Cichliformes; Cichlidae
Product: gamma-crystallin M2-like
Biological process (GO): visual perception; lens development in camera-type eye
Molecular function (GO): structural constituent of eye lens
Source: RefSeq, a predicted model, not a curated record
CCUCAGAUCAUCUUCUACGAGGACAGGAACUUCCUGGGUCGUUCCUAUGAGGUCAUGAACGACUGCCCUGACAUGUCCUCCUACCUGAGCAGGUGCCACUCCUGCAGGGUUGAGAGAGGCUGCUUCAUGGUGUACGACCGCACCAACUACAUGGGCAACCAGUACUUCCUGAGGAGGGGUGAAUAUUCUGACUACAUGAGCAUGAUGGGGAUGAACGACUGCAUCAGGUCCUGCCGUAUGAUCCCCAUGUACAGGGGAUCCUACAGGAUGAGGAUCUACGAGAGAGAGAACUUCGGUGGUCAGAUGUAUGAGCUGAUGGACGACUGUGAUAACAUCAUGGACCGUUACCGCAUGUCCAACUGCAUGUCCUGCAAUGUGAUGGAUGGCCACUGGCUGAUGUACGAGCAGCCCCACUACAGAGGCAGAAUGAUGUACAUGAGGCCUGGAGAGUACAGGAGCUUCAUGAACAUGGGAUUCAGCGGCAUGAGGUUCAUGAGCAUGAGGCGCAUCACUGACUCCUGCUACUAGGCUGUCUUUGCACUAAAUAAAGCUGUCAUGAACUGAA